This is a messenger RNA of Gadus macrocephalus (Pacific cod), 913 nucleotides long. RefSeq names its product extracellular matrix protein 1-like. The transcript has 3 exons. Bases 150 to 677 code for a protein of 175 amino acids. The record is from RefSeq and is a predicted model, not a curated record. Gene Ontology annotation, cellular component: extracellular region. NCBI's taxonomy places the organism in Eukaryota, Metazoa, Chordata, Actinopteri, Gadiformes, Gadidae. Gene Ontology annotation, biological process: regulation of bone mineralization; signal transduction.
GUCCGGCUUUUUCCAAGACAUUUCACGCCCAUAGAAUCAUCCCCUACAACUUUAUUUAAUAUAAAUAGCCUGCAGUUUGUGUCCUGUUUACUGAACUCGAUUCUGGAUCUUCAACCUAGACGACUAAACUAUCACAGAACCAAACUAAUAUGAUUCUUACUGGGGGACUCGUGGGACUGUGUUUCUUUGCAUUGCUGACUCUUAAUGGAGCCACAUUUGGAGGGGCCAUGCUCUAUCCCAAUGAACCUUAUGUGGAGUUCCCGCCAGCGCGCCCUACAGCAAACCUGCUUCACUCCAUAUGCACGGAAAGCAGCCAUCGUCUGAGAUACCCCCCCGGGUAUUUCCCUCGCUCGGGCUUCAGUCAUCUCCGUCGCUGUGGGAAAGCCGUAGACCGUGUGGAGUCCUGGUACAUCGCCUGUUGCGCUGGUCAAACGAUGGAGAACAAUCAUGUCCUGUGUUGUGCAGAACAAGCUUGGAAAACAGCUCUCACCACCUUCUGCCAGGAGGAAUACUCCACCAUGACCGCGGCAUACCACUGUUGCGCCGAGGAGGGAGAAGCGAUGUGGACGUGUUUCGACAGGGACUCCCCCAACCCCAACUACGCGCCGAGGGCGGACUACACUGCCCCGGUACAACCCCUGGAGAACGGCUUCACCUUCAUCCCCUAUCACUGUUAAAGAUAGAAGCAGGCGUGCCUGUCUUCGUAGGCUAGAUUGGCCUACUUCCCCUUCGUGAAAUGUUUUAACCAUUACCCCACCUCUGCUUUAAUCAUCUGUUUUCAAAAGUUACAAAAUGAGAUUUAAAUCCAAAGUUUGAUGUAUGAUGUAUUUUUCUAUAUUCAAUCAAUAGUACAUUCCUUUUCAACAUUAACUUUUUGACAUCCUCUGUAAAAAAUAAAGAUCGAAUGAAAAUA